AUGAAUCUACAUAAUAAUCAAGAACUUAGCGAUCUACUCGAUCUCAAUGCAGUAAAAAGUCGAACUCGUUUUCCAAAUAGUAUUAUUGAAUCAUCUUCUCGACAUCCUUCAGUACCUAUGUUACGUUCAACUAAUCCCUAUUCUAGUAUACCCUCUGAAACAAUAUAUAGUAAUACAAAUAAAGAUUAUUGGAAUCAUUGUCCAUCAUCAUCAACUACGUAUAAUGAUGGAAUUUAUGAUGGAACUCAUAGUAAUCGAGAUAUUCUUCAUCCAUUUAUAACAACUGAGCCAUUGAAUAAUAUUUCAUCAAAUCUCACUUCACGAUCUACAACUAAUGAUAUAUCAUAUUCAGGUUUAUAA
Adineta steineri is the source of this 360-nucleotide messenger RNA. NCBI's taxonomy places the organism in Eukaryota, Metazoa, Rotifera, Eurotatoria, Adinetida, Adinetidae. The record is from the annotation of a GenBank genome assembly.